Phycodurus eques (leafy seadragon) is the source of this 2269-nucleotide messenger RNA. RefSeq names its product snurportin 1 (gene snupn). Gene Ontology annotation, cellular component: cytoplasm; nucleus. The record is from RefSeq and is a predicted model, not a curated record. NCBI's taxonomy places the organism in Eukaryota, Metazoa, Chordata, Actinopteri, Syngnathiformes, Syngnathidae. Gene Ontology annotation, molecular function: protein binding; nuclear import signal receptor activity. Gene Ontology annotation, biological process: protein import into nucleus; snRNA import into nucleus.
UCGAGAAGGCGGCGGCGUAGAUGGUGUUUGUUGCCUGCGGUUGGCCGCCAGAAAGGCACGUGAGGUCAGUGGCGGUUGUGACGUCACAGCCUCGGCAGUCUCCCUCCCUCGAUGCCCAAGAGUCCCCAUGGAUGACCUGACCCGAACCCUCUCGACCAGCUUUGCUGUGUCCAAGGAGCCCAACAGUACGGCCGCCCCGCACCCUCGGCUGUCCCAGUACAAGAACAAGUACAGCGUGCUGGAGCAGAGCGAGCGGCGCCGACGCUUCCUUGAGCUGCAGAAAAUUAAAAGGUUAAACUAUGUCGACCACGUACGAUGUCUGGCCAAUGGCGACUGGACGGGGGUGGACAGUGAUGGGGAGCUGGACAUGGAGGAGCAGCAGCAGGAGGAUGAAGAGCAGAAGCGGAAACAGGAGCAAGAUGGCAAAGCUGAAGAAGAGGGGAUGGAGAUUGAGAGAAGAAAGCUGCCAAAGCAUUACGCCAACCAGCUCAUGCUGUCAGAGUGGUUGGUGGAUGUCCCUGCAGAGCUGGACUCCGAUUGGUUGAUGGUGGUUUGUCCUGUGGGGAAAAGAUCCCUCAUCAUUGCCUCCAAGGGUUCCACUGCGGCGUACACAAAAAGCGGCUACUGUGUGAACCGUUUCCCCUCCCUGCUGCCCGGUGGGAACCGCCACAACUCAGCCAUGGGAAAAGAUUACACCAUCCUGGACUGCAUUUAUAGCGAAGUAGACAGGACCUUCUACAUCCUGGACAUCAUGUGCUGGCGAGGCCACCCAGUUUACGACUGCCCGACUGAUUUCCGUUUCUACUGGCUCCAGUCCAAAGUGCAGGAGACUGACGGCCUGGCGGAGAUUGCCAAACGCAACCCUUUCCGCUUUGUGAGCCUCCAGAGCACCGAGUGCACGGCGACGUCCAUCCACAAAGCCCUGGCAGCCGAGUACAGCUUCAACGUGGACGGUCUUCUGUUCUACCACCGGCAGACCCACUACACGCCCGGCAGCACCCCGCUGGUGGGCUGGUUGCGCCCCUACAUGAUCGCCGACAUCCUGGGUGUGGAGGUGCCCUCCGGACCUCUCACCGCCAAGCCAGAGUACGCCGGCCACCAGCUGCAGCAGAUCCUGGAACACAAGAAGACCUCCGGCGAGGUGCGGCCGGCUAGCAGGGAUGGCGGCUACGAGCUGGAGCACCUGUCCACACCCACCCAGGACAAUGACCACAACCACAGACCUAUCCAGGAAGCGCAGAUGGAGAACUGAUGUGAUUACUAGCUAAUCAGUAAUUCACCAGCACGCCGCUGUUUUAUUUACAACUUCCUCCUGCAAACUUCUCCCACAGAUCACACUUAAUUUUAAUCAGGCAUCACCCAGGACGACCUCUGAUUGUUUGGCUUGUCCAGAAGUGUUCAAUUUAUCUUCUCUUACCAAUAGGGUUGCAAAGGGGUGGAAAAUCUCUGAUGAAUUUCCAUGAAAGGUUAAGAUGGAGAAUUCCGGAAAUAUCUAUAAAUACAAACAUUUUGUCUAGUCAUAAGACAUCCAUGCAAAAUAAUACAAUUUUAAAAAAAAGUCAUUUCAACUGAUAUAUUUUUUCUGUACAAGUUUGAACUAUUUUAUUGGACAAUAAAUUAUUUCAUUGAAGGACCAGGCCAUGGAUGUUGAGUUAUAUAUUAAUCAUCCCCCUGAGCCAACCCAUUUUAAAAAUAAAUAAAUAAAUGUACCACCCAAUCCAAAAAUAUCAACAAUGUUCCAUUGUAAAUGUUCAAUAAAAACAGCCCCUCUGCCUGCAUUUUAAAAAAAAAGUAUCAUUUAAGACCAUAUGUAAUAAAAAAAAAAAAGCAUCUUCCUUCAAGCUUAAGAUCUGCAUUUGUUGCUCAACACUUUCAGGCAUUGGGUUCUUCAUUUUCAACUAUACUUUAAUUAAAUCUGGCUGUUUUAGUCAGGAUUAUGCUAAAAUAUAUUUUCCUCAACUACAUUUAAACUUCAUAUUAUGCCAACCUCCAGUUUUGUAAAUUCAUGGUUAAUUCCCAUUAAAAAAAAUUCCAACUUUGAAAAUCCCGGAAAUUUGCAAAAGAGAAGAAUGAGGAAGUUACCAAUAUUUCAGUCAUAUGCAGGUUGUAGUUUUUUUUUUUUUUAAAUAAUACAAGUAUAGAAAAGCACUAUUUGUAGUUUCCAAUGCAUCCCAAAUCUGUAUUAAUUCUCUACAAUGGGCUGUCUUUUUUUAUUAUUCAUUUGAAUUUUUUAAUUGUGUAUUCCUAAAUAAAUCUUUUUUAUAGGCUA